Molecule: messenger RNA, 1177 nt
Organism: Saitoella complicata NRRL Y-17804
Lineage: Eukaryota; Fungi; Ascomycota; Saitoellomycetes; Saitoellales; Saitoellaceae
Exons: 3
Coding region: 31-1155 (374 amino acids)
Biological process (GO): lipid metabolic process
Source: RefSeq, a predicted model, not a curated record
CUCCAACCCUCUUCUGCAUAAUCAUAAACCAUGUCGGAACAGAAGCUGCUUCAAGUGGCUGACCUUUUGAGCGUCAGCCUGCCAUUUCUGCUCCUUACGGUUCAAACCUUCUUUCUGUCGUACUGCGGAAUACCGGGAUCCCAUGCUCCGAUAUUGGUGGUGGGCAUGUUCCCGCCUGUUGUAUACGCAAGCUACCUUUCCACACAGACGUUUACCUUGGACCAUGUAUGUUUCGAUUUCCUCUGGACCAUCGCCGGGGCAUAUAUGGUUUUAAAGAGCCUGGACUUUGCUGUCAUGAGUGCUGGAGAAGUACCAAGAUGGAUAGGAAAUGGUGCUUGGAAUGACAAUGCAAGUGACGGACUGCCUCGAACGUUGAAGGAUCGCUUGGUCUACGCAAUAGGGCUUACGUGCAGCAACCGUGGCACAGGCUGGAAUUGGGGCCUGCAGCGUCCAGCUGAAAACCUUACUCGACGCCAGGUUGUCCGCAAGAUCGUUGUCGCAUUCUUGGUCCACGAUGCUAUUACCUCGAGUCUGUAUCGGAUCACGCACCCUCUAAAUCGUGACCUCAACAACGCGACGUUGAUAACAAAACUCCUCCUACCUCCGCUGGCCGCUGCCCAGCUUUAUUGCCUGUUUGAACUCGGCUACUACGCAUUUCAGAUCAUCACACCGCGACAAAUCACUCAAAAUUGGCCCAAGUUUCAGGACGCUUUCUACAAGAGCACCUCGCUCAGAGAAUUCUGGGGACGGCGAUGGCAUCAAACCUUUCGACGGAUGUUUCGUUCACUAGCAUGGCGACCGGUUAGUAAACUACUCGGAGGUACAGACACCCCUCUGCAAAAAUCGGUCUGCAUGCUGGCAGCAUUCACCCUUAGCGGCCUAAUUCAUGACGUUGGGUGUUGGCGCUUCGGUGGUAGUGAUUGGAGGAUGUGGAGCUUCUUUCCUUUGCAAGCUGUCGGCAUCCUUCUUGAGGCGUAUCUAGAAGUCAAACGAUGGCCGAAAGGUCUCGCCUGGCUAUGGACAAUGGGCUUUCUCUAUGUAGCAGCCUUGAACACAUUACUCAAGUCAGUCAUCGAGUUGGGAAUAUGGGAUGACAUUUUUGUGGGCCGAUGGGCGGUCGGAUGGUGUUUCUCACAAGUCGUACAGUUGUUCUGAGAGUCAGCUGCAGCUAUGGAGC